Messenger RNA from Paramecium sonneborni, 595 nucleotides. NCBI's taxonomy places the organism in Eukaryota, Ciliophora, Oligohymenophorea, Peniculida, Parameciidae. The record is from the annotation of a GenBank genome assembly.
CUUUAGUAAAUAAAAACAAAAUGAAUCCUAUUAAAAAUAUACAACAUAAAAUAAUAGUUGUAAUUAAAACACUUGUUUAAUCGCUGUCAUUUCCUUUAGAUGUAAAAGUUAGUAAUACGCUACUUAAUAAGGCAAGGAUUGUAGCUCCAGAAACCAUGACUCCAACAGAAAAACUUCCAUUUAAUGGAUAAAUAGAUUCACAACUAUAUUCCAUUAAGACUGGAACCAUAGGAAUAAGAAAGAAUCCUAAGAGAAAUUGUUAGAUACAUAAUAGAAAUAGUAAUUUUGUCAUUAAUAUUGGAAAUGUUAAUACAGUUAAAGCAAGUGAUAUUAAAAAUAGUACUAUUCCUAUAGCUUUAUAUUUCUUAAAUUUCAAUACUAUUUUAGAUACAAAGGCAGCCGAUAAAAAUCCUCCUAUGAUUAACAUCGAAGAGGCUAUUGAGUAAUCCGUAUCUACAAAUCCAUAAGGUGACAUCAAAUAUGGUACAUUUAAACCAAAUCCUUUUAUUGUUCCAAAAUAAAGACUAAAUGUAAAAAAAAUCAAUAUAAAGUUUUUGUUUGUUAAAAGCUUAAUUAUUGAAUUAUAGAAUCCUAC